CAAUUAACAGAUGAAAUGCGAGCAAGAUGAUGAGAUAUUGGAUAUGGAAUGUGAAGAAGAAGAUGAAAGAUUAGAUCAAAAUUUGAAUUAUGAAAAGAUAAUAAAUUUUCUUAAAAAUAAAAACUAUGAAAAAAAUCCAGAUUCAUCACUAUAUUCAAAUUUUCCUUAUAAAACUCAAAAAAUCAAUAUAGAUAGGGAAGUUACCAUAGGAAAAUGGUCACCCACUGAAGAUCAAAUCAUCCUUGAUAAUUGGAAAAUUUUUUUAAAGGAUUAUCCAGAGUUAAUUGGAAGUGAGCAGGUUAUAUUUAAUCCAGUAAAAUGGGAUUGCAAUUUGGAAGUUCGUAGGUUUAUUCGCCAAACUAAUCUAUAUGAAAGAUUGGGCAAAGGAAUUAAUCGUUUUGUUGAAAAUAUUUAUUGGAGAGCAAAAAGAAAGAUAUUUCGGAAAACUAAAGGCACAGCUACAAAAAAGGAUAUUAAAAAAAUAGAACACCUAUAUAAAAUAAAUGGGCCUAGAUGGACACAAAUUUCUGCUCAAUUAAAUUUAAAACCUGAUUCAAUUAGAGAGAUUUAUAUGAGAAACACCAAAACUUACAGUUCAAAAAAGUGGUCCAAAAGUGAAGAAAGGAAUUUAACCAGGGCCAUUUUUCAAAUUAAACAAUUAGGAAAUUGUCUUCCUCAAAAUUCAAAUACCCUUAAAAAGAAAAAAAUCAACAAACAUUUUAUCAAAAGUAUCUUAGAUUCUGAUUUUCGAUACAUAUCCUGGAAAGAUGUUUCCAAUUUAGUUAAAACUAGGAGUCCUAUUCAAUGUCGAAUUCAAUGGUUUCAACGUUUGUUGCCCAAAUUUAUCCAAUUUCCCGAUAUCAUGGCUAAUCUAUACAGGAAAAAUUCUGCCAGUUGCUUGCCCGAGUUCGCUGGCAGUGACGGGAACGAUCUCAGCGACGGAACUCUUGGUGACACCAAGGAAUCAUCCAAAAACGACGCUGAGGACGAAAGCGAAGUUGUCAAAGAUACGAUUACACCAAAAAGCGUUAAGAAUGAAAAUAGGAAAAAGAUGAAAAUAACGGAAAAGAACGUUAACGAUUAUGAAGAUGAUACGAGCGUAAAUCGUGAAAACAUUAUUACGGCUAAAUUGGGGAAAACGGAGGACGACGAUGUGAUUUACGUGCAAGAAAAUUCUUACAUGACUAGAAAGAUCAAAGCUGUCAACGCGGAGUUCAAGGCCGCUCUCUUGGUGACCCUGAAGGAAAUGAAAGGAAAAUUCACCCACGAAGCGCGCGUUGAUUGGAAUCUCGUUAAAGAUCAUAUGGGACGCAAGGAUUACGAAAUACCCUCCCUUCAGAGAAUGUUUCGGCAAAUGAAAAGGCAAUGCAUCAAGACCGGCCAUUUACAAAUGUCGCAGCUAAAUGAAGAAAAUAAUCAAAACGAUCCAAAAAAUAACAAUUUAAUUGCUACUGAUUAUAAAGCCGUUAGCGCUUGGAUCGACAAACAUAUGUCAUUCGAUGAUAUCGUUCACGUAAUGCGAAAGAAAUACAAAAAUUUACUGAAAUAUUGGAAUAGAACAUGUAUUCCGGUGUGAUAUAAUAUGUUUUUUUUACGCGUGAGUUUUUUUUUGGUCAAAGUGAUAUCUGAUUUGUAACAUUUCGUCAAACUGCGUUCUAUUUUUUUAU
Molecule: messenger RNA, 1667 nt
Organism: Gordionus sp. m RMFG-2023
Lineage: Eukaryota; Metazoa; Nematomorpha; Gordioida; Chordodea; Parachordodidae
Exons: 7
Coding region: 11-1576 (521 amino acids)
Biological process (GO): regulation of transcription by RNA polymerase II
Cellular component (GO): nucleus
Molecular function (GO): DNA-binding transcription factor activity, RNA polymerase II-specific; RNA polymerase II cis-regulatory region sequence-specific DNA binding
Source: RefSeq, a predicted model, not a curated record